AUGGCGAAACGACCGAAGCGGAUGUUGGAUCUUGACGAGGCACUUUUGAUGCUUGAUGAGUCGGAGGAUUCGGAAGGGAUCGUAGAAUUAGAUGAAUCCGAUAUCGAAAUACAUGGUGGAGUGAAUGAUGUGUCGGCACUGGCUUCUGACAAUGAGGGACUGGCAGAGUCAGAUGAUGGGGAUGAUGACAACAGGGAUGAUGGCAAUGAUUCUGAUUACAGAACGCCUGACAUGCAAGACUCAUCUUCAGAAUCAGCUGGGCUGCCAUCCGAAAGUUCUUCAUCUGAUGAAGAUGGUGCAGUGCCACGACAAGGUCAAAAUCAAGCCCGGGGGAGAGGCGGAAGAGGUCGUGGACGUGGGCGUGGACAGGGUCAACGAGCAGCUCGAGGCGGACGUGGCCGUGGCCAGGCUGGUGCAAGAGGUAGAGGAAGAGGAAGAGGUCGUGGACAGGCACAGGGUGGUGGCAAUGUGAACCCCCCUCAAAAUUGGACAGAUCAGAUUGCAGAACCAAAUUUGCAACCAUAUACACUUGGUGGUGGUCCGAACUGUGGUCUUGGAUUUGAUGCAGAUGCCCUCCAAUUUCUAUUGUCUAUUCUUGGGGACAACUUUCUUGAUCUCCUUGUUGAAAACACAAACUUAUAUGCAGCCAAGCUCAGUCCCCCUGAUGUGCCUGACCCAACCAACCCGUAUAAGACAUCCAAUAAGAAUUGGACGCCCACAACAGGUCGUGAAAUGCAAGCAUUCAUUGGAAUAAACAUUCUCAUGGGCAUCAAGGAUUACCCAGAAUAUGCUGAUUACUGGAGCACUGACUCAGCUUUGGGGGAUCCUUACAUAAGUCGUGUUUUCUCCAAGAACCAGUAUGAACGAUUGUGCAAGUACUUGCAUUGUAGUAAUCCCAACAUUGUUGACAGGAAUGACAAACUUGAUAAAGUGAGGCCUCUCUUGGCCGUGUUGAAUGAAAACUUUCCUAGACUUUUCACACCAGGUGAAAACCUUUCGGUUGAUGAGGCCAUGGUCAAGUUUGAUGGUCGACUUGCCUGGAAACAGUACAUGCCAAAAAAGCCUGUAAAGUGGGGGAUCAAGAUAUGGUGCCUCUGCGACUCAAAUGCUGGCUACAUCUUGGCAUUUGAGGUCUACACUGGUGCAGCGGCAGCAGGUGAUGAUAACCCAAAUAGGGCCCAUGGUCUUGGACAUAAUGUUGUCAUGACUUUGAUGCGUGACUACUUGAUGAAAAACCAAAGGGUUCAUGCCGACAACUUCUUCAGCUCAGUAACUCUUGCCUUGGAUCUGAAGCAAAAUGAAACCUACUACUGUGGUACUAUCCGGUCAAACAGACAAGACUAUCCCUCAGAAAUUGCAAGGCCACAGCUAGAUUAUGCCCAUAACAUAAGGUGGCAAAAUCAAGAGGAAGUUUUGGCCUGCCGUUGGAGGGAUAGACGCAGGGAUGUUUUCUUUGUUUCUACUUACCAUGGUGCUGGUAACACAAGGAAGCCCAGGACAAGGUACAGGGUGAAUGAAAUUAUCGAUGUGCCCAACGUUGUAGUAGAUUACAACAAGUACAUGGGUGGCGUUGACCAUGCAGACCAGUUGCGUAGCUACUACAAAGUUGGGCGCACUGGGAAAAAAUGGUGGAAGUACCUGUUCUGGGCUAUGCUGAAUGUGGCUGUCGUCAAUGCCUAUAUUCUCUGGUUACAAUCAAAUCAUCCACUGCCAAGAAAAACUAGGGAAUAUUCUUUGAAGAAGUUCAAAUUAGCACUUGUCCAUCAGAUGGUUGACGGAUUCUCAGGAAGAAAAAAUCCAGCUCGGGGGUCAAUUGGCGAGAGGGUUGUCAUUGAAGUUAUCCAAGAUAAUGCAUUGCCUGGUCACACAAAAGUCUGUUUCAGUGGUAGAAAAAGAGUAUGUGUACAGUGCUCUAAAGCUAAACGCAAAACUGCUGGCGGCCAUGUCCCUGAAACAAAGUUUGGAUGCAGGGUGUGUGAAGUGAACCUAUGCAGAAAUGCAGGAUGCUUCCAGGAAUAUCAUGCAUUCCUAAAUGUUCACUGA
This is a messenger RNA of Lineus longissimus, 2043 nucleotides long. RefSeq names its product piggyBac transposable element-derived protein 4-like. Lineage: Eukaryota; Metazoa; Nemertea; Pilidiophora; Heteronemertea; Lineidae. The coding region runs from base 1 to 2043 and encodes 680 amino acids. The transcript is spliced from 2 exons. The record is from RefSeq and is a predicted model, not a curated record.